This is a messenger RNA of Coturnix japonica (Japanese quail), 5253 nucleotides long. The record is from RefSeq and is a predicted model, not a curated record. Lineage: Eukaryota; Metazoa; Chordata; Aves; Galliformes; Phasianidae.
UCCACCAGAAAGUCCUACUGACCCCGUGAAGCUGACUGUCAUACAAACAUAUCGCAUGUUUUAGGGACCAUGUCAUCCUCUGAUAGGAUUGAAGCCAACAGCUGCUAAUGGUGGAGGGAACCUGAGGAAACCAUCUCAAGCUGAAAUGGCAAAAGAAUAUGUUCAAACAAAAUGAAGUUACCUUUUGGAAGGUCGACCAUAAAACCAUGGUUAAUGCCGCGAUUUUGUAAAAAGAAAGAUAUUUAAGUGAAAAGUGAAAUGACUGAUGGAGAAAACAGGCGGUUAAAGCUAAAUGUGGCUGCAGGAGGGCCUGUCAUCUGUCACCAAGAGCAAUGGGCUUCUCAAUAUCACCUUUAAAUAUGACAACUGCACUCCUUACCUGAAUUCAGUGGGAAAGCAUGUGAUUGGAGAUGUGCAGAAUAUAACAAUCAGUCAGUAUGCAUGUUAUGAACAAGUUGCAGUCACAAUACUUUGGACAGCAAAUGCCAUUGGGAUUGAAUACCUGAGAGGAUUCCGAGUAAUACUUGAAGAGUUGAAAUCAGAGGGAAGGCAAUGUCAGCAGAUGGUUUUAAGAGACCCAAAGCAGCUCAGCCCAAGUUUUAAAAGAACAGGAAUGGAAUCUAAUCCCUUUGCAAAUCUGAAGUUUGAAACAGAUUACUUUGUAAAGAUUGUGCCUUUUCCUUCCAUUAAAAAUGAAAGUAAUUAUCACCCAUUCUUUUUCCGAACUCGACCAUGUGAAUUAUUGCUACAGCCAGAAAAUCUCAUCUGCAAACCUUACUGGAAGCCACGGAAUCUGAAUGUUACCCAGCAGGGUUUUAAUAUGCAUGUGUCUUUUGAUCAUGCUCCCCACAACUUUGGAUUUAGAUAUUACUUUCUUCAUUACAAACUGAAGCAUGAAGGGCCGUUCAAGCAAAAGACCUGCAAGCAGGAUCAAAACACGGAUACUACAAGUUGUAUUCUUCAGAAUGUUACUCCAGGGGAUUAUAUAAUCGAGCUGGUCGACGACACCAAUACAACAAGAAAAACAAUGCACUAUGCACUAAAACCAGUACAUUCUCCAUGGGCUGGACCAAUAAGAGCUAUUGCCAUUACAGUCCCUUUAGUUGUCAUUUCGGCAUUUGCAACACUUUUCACUGUGAUGUGCCGCAAAAAGCAGCAAGAGAAUAUAUAUUCCCAUCUAGAUGAGGAGAGCUCAGAAUCUUCAGCUUACGGUGCAGGUCUCCCUGUGGAAAGACUUCACCCCCGGCCAAAAGUGUUCAUCUGCUAUUCCAGUAAAGAUUGCCAGAAACACAUUAAUGUUAUCCAGUGCUUUGCUUAUUUUCUUCAGGACUUCUGUGGCUGUGAGGUGGCUCUAGAUUUGUGGGAAGAUCUGAAGAUUUGUAAAGAAAGUCAGAAAGAAUGGCUCAUUAAAAAAAUAAACGAGUCUCAGUUUAUCAUCAUCGUGUGCUCCAAGGGAAUGAAAUACUUUGUUGAAAAAAAGAAUUGGAAACAUAGAGGAGUAACCAAAGAUGUGGGGAAAGGAGAACUCUUUCUGUUUGCUGUGUUGACUGUUGCAGAGAAGCUUCGUCAAGCAAAGCAGAAUUCAAGUGACCUCUGCAAGUUCAUUGCAGUCUACUUUGAUUACUCCUGCGAGGGAGACAUUCCUGGUAUUCUGGAUCUAAGUACAAAAUACAAACUCAUGGACAAUCUGCCUCAGCUUUAUUCACAUUUACAUUCCAGAGACCUUAGUGUGCAGGAUUCAGAGGUGUUUCCCGUUAACGUUAGUAAAAGGAAUUAUUUCAGGAGCAAAUCUGGUAGGUCUCUUUAUGUUGCCAUUUGUAAUAUGCAUCAGUUCAUUGAUCAGGAACCAGACUGGUUUGAGAAACAGUUUAUUCCCUUCCUUCCACAUCCUUUACAUUACUCGGAGCCUGUCAUGGAAAAAUUUGACUCAGGCUUGGUUUUAAAUGACUUAGUGAAUAAACAGGCAGCAGAUGAUGAUUUCUACCUGAAAACAGAUGUAAAUAUUAUUUCAGCUGGAAAUUCAGACUCUCAUUGUAUAAUUCAGCACUUAAAUCUUGGAGAAGACACAGAAACUCAGGACAUUCAAGGUGGUGGCAGCUCUGUUCUUCGACCAUUGUUACACGCUGUUAAAGCUUCAAAUCUUAAAGAUAUGCCUCGAGAUUCUGGAAUCUAUGAUUCAUCCGUUCCUUCAUCUGAACUGUCUUUGCCUUUGAUGGAAGGACUACUGACAGAUCAAACUGAAACGUCUUCCAUCACAGGAAGUGUUUCUUCAUCAUCAGGUCUAGGGGAAGAAGAACCUCCUGUAAUCACUUCCACAAAGUUCUUAGUGCCUGGAAUAUGUAAAGCAGAACUUCACUGCCAUAUCCAUACUGAUGAACUGCAGGCAAUUGCUCCUUUGUAAUACAUCAGUACAUAGUUAUGCAUUGCCACUUUAUCAGCAGCCUCUGUGCUUCAACCACAAUGCUAUUGCAGCACUAAAUCUACUUGAAGGAACAAAUACUCCCUGAAGAUGACCUGUUAUUCCUAAGUGAUUUUUAUGGCCAGUAAAUCUGAUCCUGUUGGGCUUAAAACAGUCUCUCAUGAUUUGAAAAGAUGGAAGAAUAGAUGAGAAACAUUUCAGUGUUAUUCCUAUUACUAACUUAAAUUUCUUGAUGUUACACUGUUUAUAGAUGUCAUAAUAAAAAGUGACCUUAUUUAUUAGGCACAAUCUUGUAACUGGGCAUAAAAUUGCUUGGAAUAUUGAGUUCAGUAAAUUUUGUAUUCCAGCCUCUAAUGUCAAAUGCUGACAUUUCUGAUGCCAGGAGUGUUGUAGUGAAUGAGAGCAGGAAGUUUUUAGGAAGGAAGAUAAAAAAAACCAAAGGUGAGAUCAAGAAAUUUUUGUUCAGGAGAAACUAUUUUCUAGAAAUAUUUUGGUUCCUAUUUUCAUAGUUUCAUUGAGCCAACCACUGAACAGAAGCCUGUGAGAUAUUUCAAAGUUCACAGUACUUAUCAUUACUUAGUGACUGAGAGACUAUGCUAUUAUUAGUGUUACGUUAACAAACAAACAAAAAAACCCAAAAAAUACAUCUGGUCGUGUUUGUCUUAAGGGCAUGGAAUGUGUGAGUCCUUCGUCCUGCAGUGGCCAGGUGGGUUCACCCUUACCCAAAUUACUGCUGCUAUUUCCAAAGAGGAACUUUUCAGGUAAAUUCCAGCUGUGUAACUGACUGCAGUUCUAAGUGCCAGAAUGGUAACAGCUAACAGCGAAGGACACCACCUCAGUGUGCCUUUGCUAGUUCUACUCAUACAGUCAAACUCUGACUCGUCUCAUCCAUAUUCAUUUUCUGCUACCAGGAGGUUACUUUAGGGGAAGUAAAGUGCAUUGAGGGAGACCUCUAAUACCUCAAAUACUCAAUCCAUUUUGGUAGAGGAGAAUUAGACACUGCCAAUUGUUACAUUAUAUUACCCAUUUUAACAUGAGAUAGGACCAUUAAAGUAGAGGUCUUGGCUGAGUAGCUUUGAAGCUAUCAUUUUGUUCGUUUUUGCAUUGAUUUAUAUAUAAUCAUUUGAAGAUCCAAAUGGAAAACUCCCAAAAUUGCUGUCACAAAUUCAUUAAGGAGGGUGCUAUAAGGGGUAAAAUGUAACAAUUAUUUGAACAUACCAGUUGAUGGCAGAACUUUGGCAUGCUUUGCUGUUUUAAUAUGGAGUUAUAACGUGAUGUCAUACGUAUGUGUCAGAUUUGGAGGUUCUUGUCCAUUAAUGUAACAUCCAUUAGCUCAUCUGUACCUGUUUUCUGAAUUUGAAAGAGCACUAACUGAAAAAUGUCAAACUCACAGCAUCCAAGUAAGCUGGAUACAGAGUGCAUCAUUGAGUUUUACUAGAGAAAGUGGUUGGACUAAUAAAAUACAGGUUAGAAGGGUUACAGAAGUUGUGUGCUGAAGAGCUGCUGUACAUGGAAGUACCAAAGCUACAGUCAUAAGAAAGAGGCAAUUUCUUAGCAACUGGAAGAUGAAGGUAAUGCUUCUUUCCUCCAGGUAAAUUCCUAGUACUCAUAGUAUUAUUUUGUGCUAGGCUAAAUGGAAGAUUCUGUGGUUCUGUUAAAUUCAGUGUUACUUAAAGGAAUUAAGUUUUCAUUUUGAGGUCUAAGAAGGCUCAGUUUUGAAAAUGGAGAAAAGCAGUUGCUAGUUGUUUUUAAUGUUUUUACUUUGAUUUCCUCAAAAUUUGCUGUAUAAUCCUGCAAGUCGUAAUUGUUUUGUAACUAAAAUGUCUGUGUGGAAGUCAAUUAAAUCCUUUAUAGGUGGAGGAAAAACCAGACAAUUCCUUCAUUCCCUUGUAGCAUAAAGCAGAAGCUGUAUAUUACAUGACCUUGGAAGAAAGCAAGCGUACUUAAUGGAAAAUGUAUAGCAGGACAAACCCACACUUUAAAGUACAUACACACACACAGACAGAAUUGAAGAAAAUGAUGUGAUUCUUGAUCUAAUUUAUGCAUAUUUUUUUUCAAAGCCACGGUAAUUCAUAAAAUUAGAAAGAAUAUUACAUAUAUUGACAUACUAGAAGGAAACAGUGCUAAGUUUGCAAAAGUUCUCUAUUUUUCCUCCAAAGAAUUUAACAGCCAAAAUCCUUGUAAAAAGUAUUUUUAAAACAAAUCUGUAAAUACAUAUAUUAGAGGUUAGCUUACUACUAUUUUCAAGCAUUAGUAAACUCUAAAUGAUGUUAAUGGUGAACGGAUCCCCUUAAUUACUGCUAGAUGAAAGUGUGUGGACAUCAAGUGUUUUAAAAUACAUUUUUUUGGGAAGGUGGAAAAAACACUGAAAAGCCAAAGGUUCAAGGAAUAGCUGCAUGUCCAGCAUGUUGGUAAGUAUUGUUGCCAUGAUUGUACCAGCCCAUAAACACAACAACUGUUGAAAGCAGAAUGCAGCUGAUAUUUGCAGAAAUAAAAAUUCAUGAUACUUUAAGUCUGAAUAAAACAUUUUUGUUCAGUUGGUUUCAUUUGGCUUUUCUUAGUAGUAUAGGAAGACCUAGCUCGAGUCCAGUUGUUUUAUCCAGUUAAGCAGUUAUCCAGUUUAUGCAGUUAUGCAUCCCAUGCAAACAGUCAGACCUGAACCACUGUUCACACUCCACAUCUAGAAAUGGAACUGAUAUUUUGAUGUGUGUUUAAUAUAGUGAAGCAACUGUAAGAAACUGUACUUGUCUGAAAGUUCUGUAUUGCAAAGACUGGGUCUGAUUUUUUUAAAUAAAACUGCCUUAAUAUGACUUAAUAAAGUUAUUUUCUAUGUA